UGUUCACAAAGAGCAGAGACCUUGAGAUUUCAGCGCCAUGAAGACACUCGUAAGCCGAUGACGAACAAGAGUGAUGCGGUCUUGAGUGUAUUAUUAUCCACAUCUCGCAAGUAGUGAAGCUGUAAAGCUCCUCUCGCGGUCUGGCCGUGAUUCGCUCAUUGGUCGCUGAACUGUCAGCAGCUCGAGCGGAGAUAUGAGCCGCUCACCCGGAGGACCGCUCACUCACGGCUCUUGUGAUGUUCCCUCAUCUCAACUUGUCAUGGUUUUGUUUUGCUCCUCCGACAGCGCCGGGUCCGACGAGGCGGUCUGACUGAGAGUUCACUUUUUGUGAGAAAAGCGGGAGAACUUUACGGAUCGCAAAGUUUUUGAUUCCACGGUACGCGGACAUUUACCGAAGAAAAACCAGCUUCGAUGGACGGCCCGAAAUUGAUUUUAUUGGUUUCAGCUUUCAACGCCUUGUUUUCUCCGGUUGGUGCUGUUCAGAUGUGUGACGUGGUAAAUGAGAUUGAGCUGGCAAGAGUGAGGUGCGAGAAUAAAACAGCAGGAAACGUCACAUCAGGCUGCAAAGGGAUGUGGGAUAUUAUUGCUUGCUGGCCAUCAGCCAACAUUGGGGAACAUGUGGUUAUUCCCUGUCCAAAUUACUUCAGACACUUCUCUGAUCAUCAUGAGGGUAACCUCUCAAAGACCUGCACUGCUGAUGGCUGGACCGAGAUGGACCCGAUGGAAAUCGCAGUACAGUGCGGCUAUAAUUUGAAUGGCACUGUUGAUGAUGAUAGUUUCUUUAGGUCGGUGAAGAUCGGCUACACCAUCGGGCACAGUGUUUCUCUCAUCUCUCUCACCACUGCCAUUGUAAUACUUUGUAUUUUCAGGAAACUCCACUGCACGAGGAACUACAUCCACAUGCACCUGUUUGUGUCCUUCAUUCUGAAAGCCAUCGCCGUCUUUGUCAAAGAUGCGGUGCUCUACGAUGUUAUUCAAGAGUCUGACAACUGCUCCACUGGUUCUGUUGGCUGCAAAGCUGUGAUUGUCUUUUUCCAGUAUUGCAUUAUGGCAAGCUUCUUCUGGCUGCUAGUCGAAGGUCUGUAUCUUCAUGCACUGUUGGCCGUCUCUUUCUUCUCAGAGAGGAAAUACUUCUGGUGGUACAUUCUGAUUGGCUGGGGAGGUCCAACGAUUUUCAUCAUGGCUUGGAGCUUUGCCAAAGCUUACUUCAAUGAUGUCGGGUGCUGGGAUAUAAUUGAAAACUCUGACCCAUUCUGGUGGAUUAUCAAAACCCCAAUAUUAGCUUCAAUUCUGAUGAACUUUAUCCUGUUCAUUUGCAUCAUUCGGAUACUUCGGCAGAAGAUUAACUGUCCUGACAUUGGGAGAAAUGAAUCAAACCAAUAUUCGAGGCUGGCAAAAUCCACACUUUUGUUGAUUCCACUCUUCGGGAUAAACUUCAUCAUAUUCGCUUUCAUUCCUGAGAACAUAAAAACUGAACUAAGGCUCGUUUUUGACCUCAUUCUUGGUUCAUUUCAGGGUUUUGUGGUUGCUGUGCUCUACUGUUUCCUAAAUGGAGAGGUACAAGCAGAGAUCAAGAGGAAAUGGAGGCGAUGGCAUCUCGAAAGGUUUAUGGGUCCUGAUACCAAAUACCAGCACCCAUCCAUGGGCAGCAACGGCAACAACUUUAGCACGCAGAUCUCCAUGCUAACUCGCUGCAGCCCCAAGACUCGCCGAGCAUCCGCAUGUCAAGACGAGACAUCCAUCACAGUCUAAAUUAGGAUCGACAAUGAUCCGAUAUUAUCACCAGAAUGAGACCGUGUGGACAUGAAGAUGUUCAAGGAAGUGUUCCAGCGAAAUUCAGUUCUGAACUUCAGACUGUAUUAUACAUUUUUGCAGAGAUGAGCAUUUUCUGAAAAUGAGUUGCCAUAGAAGUUGUCAGUGAGGUUCAUGUAUGAAAACACAAUAUCCGACAGGCACAGGUGAUCUUCUCCAACACAUAAAACCUGUAAAUAAAGCCACAGUGAUCUUCUGGAAAGCAGCGAGAUCCUAGUUCCGCCGUCAUUUUGUGCCAACUCGGCUCUGCAGGGACACAGAAGCCACACCAUCAUCAAGAAUGACUGAUGAUACGCUGCAGGAAAAAGAGGUUAGGGAUUCUUUGCCUGGACUGCUCUUAUAUAUUUUGCUUAUGAAGUAAGUUAAAAAGAAAAAAAAAAAAAAAGAGAAACAAAGAGGCUACCAAAAGCGGAUUGUUGAAUAUCCAAUAUAUGGAGAUACACUGUAGAGACCAAAUGUGAUGUUUCUUCGAAACAUGUUGUUCAUUUGUUUCAUUUUUUUUUUAAGAUGUUUUCAGAUCUCUGUGUGUGUGUGUGUGUGUGUGUGUAGGCACGUUUGGAAGCCGAAUGCCCUUCUCUGCACUAUCAUUCUAGAUCAGUCAUCCCAGCAGUGUGUCAGCAUUCAGUUUGCAUGCUUGUUUGAGUGUCAUUGUGCCAUGUACCGCCGUGACUUGACGGUUUUAUGGUCUAAUGUCAAAUCCUUUUGUGUGCGAAGAACAAGCUAUCAAUUACGAGAUCAUCGACAACAAGGACGGCGCUGUUGGAGCUUGAUAUAACUGUCAUAGGCUUUGCCAAUGCUUAUUAUUUAUCUUAAAGAAUACGCAUAAACCAAUUUAUACUUAACAAUGGAAGUGUACUUCCAUGUGUAUUGUAGGUCUCUGCAGUAAUGCUAAGGCUGUAAACUUACCGUUUCCUUUGUACUGUGACAACAUUUUUUUUUUACAUGCUUUGGUUCCAGCGGUAACUGGCAGUGCUUGUUCAACUAGAAGGAUUUUUGUGUUUAUGUACAAGCUAAAGGGAAACGAAAAAGCAGGCCGCCCUGUCACAGCAAUGUUCUUGUCUCACAGUUUUACUCAUUGAGAUGGACUUGCAGCCAGAUCAAGGCCUGUGAAGUCUCGGAAAGCGACUCGAACUGGGUCAGCGCCACAUAAAGGUAGUUCAGUCUGGAUCGUGGUUUCUGUUUCCAGUGGAGUGUAAAAUAAUUAUGUACAGUCACAUCUGAUAGAAUAUAUAAAGGGAAUGUACAGCAAAUUCAUUUUAAUGCCACAGCUGGGAUGUCUUGCAAAGGUUAUAGUAAUAUAUUUAAUAAAAAAACCUCAAAUUUAAGCCUCAAAUCACUGCCCAAUAUUGUCCGAUGGCAUAGCAUUUUAUAUUUUAAAUUUGCGAUUAGCCAGAUUACCUCUAAUCUACCAUGAUAAAGAAUGUAUAUUCUUAUAAAAAUGUUAGGUAAAUGUUGUAAUUUUCAAUACAUAAAAGAUCAAAAAUCACUUUAAGUUAGCAGUGUACUUUGUGAACUUUAUAUAAAUGCAUAUAUUAAAAGGUGCCUAUUUUAAUGCGUUGCGCUGUAUAGACUAUUUCUGGUUUUGAAACGAUGGUGUUUUGUCGUGUAUCAAUGUGGGUGAAACAUAAUAUAUAAGUGCACAGCAGAAGAACUGGAUGUUGUGUAUAUUAAAACUCUGUAUCUGUGCCGUGAAAGUAAAUAAUAUUUGUCCAUACCGCAUGCUACACAAGCAGGAUAGGGAACAUUUUGAGUAAUAAAUUCACAAGAAGCAUGACCCAAAUUCUUUACAGUCAUGUGUACGCGUGAAUAUUUUUGUAUCUACGUUUAAACGAGCUUGAUACAUGGUAUGUAUUUUUGUAACAUUUGGGACCAUUUUCCAUUGUUGUUUGAAUGUUCACGCUCAACGAUUUUAA
Molecule: messenger RNA, 3725 nt
Organism: Puntigrus tetrazona (Sumatra barb)
Lineage: Eukaryota; Metazoa; Chordata; Actinopteri; Cypriniformes; Cyprinidae
Gene: vipr1b
Product: vasoactive intestinal peptide receptor 1b
Exons: 13
Coding region: 412-1752 (446 amino acids)
Biological process (GO): adenylate cyclase-modulating G protein-coupled receptor signaling pathway; cell surface receptor signaling pathway
Cellular component (GO): plasma membrane
Molecular function (GO): G protein-coupled peptide receptor activity; peptide hormone binding; vasoactive intestinal polypeptide receptor activity
Source: RefSeq, a predicted model, not a curated record